This is a messenger RNA of Alosa alosa (allis shad), 3712 nucleotides long. RefSeq names its product cysteine/serine-rich nuclear protein 3-like. The transcript has 6 exons. Gene Ontology annotation, cellular component: nucleus. NCBI's taxonomy places the organism in Eukaryota, Metazoa, Chordata, Actinopteri, Clupeiformes, Clupeidae. The coding region runs from base 371 to 2596 and encodes 741 amino acids. The record is from RefSeq and is a predicted model, not a curated record. Gene Ontology annotation, molecular function: sequence-specific DNA binding; DNA-binding transcription factor activity, RNA polymerase II-specific. Gene Ontology annotation, biological process: regulation of transcription by RNA polymerase II.
GGAAGAGAGGGAGAGGGGCUAAGAAUAGGUAGAUGUGGAGAGAAUGUCACCGGCACAUAGGCUACUGUAACCGCGAAUAUUUAAGCUAGUCGGUUUGUCACUGACAUGACAUAGGCUCCUAACAAAACAUUUAAUCCACAUGUACAUCGACUCUAUUUCUCGCAAAUCAGAAUUUACGUUACGUUUAGGCUCAUUCGUCCAUUCAUUCAUAGACUGUGCUCUGCUCCGGUUACAGUAGGCUACAGCGUUUAAGACUCUUGGCUGCUGAUAGCCCGACUGGCAAUUUGACAACAUGACAAGUCUGGAACACCUCCUAUCAACUUAAUUGUGUUCUGCAAGUAGGAAGUGUGGGGCGCGGCCUUCCAGAGCGAUGAGUGGCAUCCUGAAGAGGAAGUUCUCUGAGGAGGAUGGCUCCUCCCCUUGCUCGCUGCUGCCAGAGUUCGAUGACGUCUCCGGUAGUGACAGUGGCAACAGCAAUGACAGCGUCAACCCCCCCACCACCCAACUCAUGCGUGAGUGUCCAUCCCAGCAUGCAUUGCGAUGGAGGUCACCUCAGGCCUCGUCCAUUCUGAAGCGCGGUAAGCGCAUGCGCAUGCGUGGCGUCAGCUUCCAGGGCGUGACGGUCUACUACUUCAGCCGUCGACAGGGCUUCACCAGCGUGCCCACGCAGGGUGGCAGCUCGCUGGGCAUGUCGCCGCGCCACAGCUCCAUCCGCCGCUUUACCCUGGGCGAGUUCGCCCGUGAGCAGGAGAGGUGGCACCGCAACAUGCUCAGGGACCACCUCAAGGAGGAGAAACUCAACGCCAUCAAACUGAAGCUGACCAAAAGCGGCGUGUUUGAGUCGGAGGAGGCGGCGGCGGCAGCGUUGACGCUGGCCGAUAUCCGCGAGGAGGAGAUCGACGUGGCGAGUGCCGAGGUGGACGAGUACUUCUUCCUACAGCCGCUGGGCAUCCGUAAGCGACGCGCGCUGCUAAGGGCCUCGGGCGUCCGCCGCAUCGACGGCCAGGAGCGGCACACGCUGCGUGCCAUCCGCGUCUCACGCAAGGAGUGCGGCUGCCAGUGCCGAGGCUGCUGCCGCCCCGAGACCUGCGCCUGCAGCCUCGCCGGCAUCAAGUGCCAGGUGGACCGUAUGUCCUUCCCGUGCGGGUGCUCCAAGGAUGGCUGUGGGAAUGCGGCCGGGCGCAUCGAGUUCAACCCGGCACGUGUGCGCACACACUUUUUGCACACACUCAUGAAGCUGGAGCUCGAGCAGCAGCAGCACCAGCACAGCCUCUACCUCGCCGCCACCGGCAACGGUUACCAUGGCGACAGCCCCCUUGCCCAAUCGCAGCGUGACUCAGACCAUACUUUGAUGGAGGCUCCCAGCAUGCACCUGGAUGUGGCUAACGAGGCCGAGUCUUGUCUGCAGGAGUCGGAAGAGGAGUACUGCGACGACGACGAGGACGAAGAAGAGGAGGAAGAAGAAGACGAGGAGGAUGAGGAGGACGAAGAGGAGACCGAAGAGGAAGAAGAGGAGGAGUCCGAGCAGGACGAAGACGAAGACGGCAGCAGUCUGCUGAGCGGUCUCUCCGACUCCAGCACCCACAGCCUGGCGGGCAGCGAUCUGGACGAGGAUGACGAUGAUGACGACGAAGACGAGGAGAGGAGGAGAUGGGGGAAUGGCGAGGAUCGGAUGAGCCUGGGUUCUCCCUCCGUCUCGCUGCCCUCUGUGUCCCUGCCCUCCGUCUCGUUGGCAUCUACCAUGGUCUUCCCGGCGCUGCCCAGCUUCUCUGAAGCCCUCCGGGAGGCCGAUGGCACUGACCUGGGCUCCUACUACAGCAGUAGCCCCUCGGCGCAGUACUACCCCAUGGACAGCUACACCUCCGCCUCCACCCUCCAUGCCUCCGACUACUCCACAGCCAACAGCUACAGCACCUCCCCUGCUCACACUGCGCCCAAUUACACCACCUCCGGCUACGCACUGUCCAUCGCCAACCCCAGUUACACGGUACUAAACGACGCGCUGAACGGUUCAAUGUCCAGUCACACGCAGGACUCUCUCUACACAGGUGCUGAAUACACAGACUCCAACCAUGCCAUGUCUGACUACACAACCACCAACCACAUCAAUGGGCAUGAGUGCAAUCAAAAUCACUUCAACCACUAUGGGUCAUUUUCCUCAGUAGCGCCAGCUAGCACUGACAGUUCUACCAAACUCUGUGGGACGAGAAAUUUGAAUUUGGUGCCAUCACUUGAUUCUUUCAGUAUUAUGCCUGACUCUUAUAAAGACAUGAACCAAUCACAAGUGCAGAAUGGACAUCACUCUUAUCUUUUAUCCAAUGGUGAACAUUCCACAGCCAUUUGCUCUGUCACUGAUGAGAAAAACAACUAUUCAACCACUGAGGACUUUAAAGACACAAAAAAGGAGCAGCAGGUUGAGUUCCAGAAUUUUCUCAACAGUAACUCACAAGAGCUACCAGUCGAGAAUGGAAGCCAUGUUGGGAACCAAGAUUUGAAAGAGGACCCCAAGCAGCACCAGGCUGAGCCGCCCUGUCUGCCUGAAGAAAAAGACGACCUCAGUCUUGCUAAUAAGCCUGUAGAGGUCAAUCAAGCCUAGCUAAUUAGCCAUGUCUAAAAAAAGACACCUUAUUCUGGUCCUCUUGACUGUCAGAAAAAGGUCAAAAGGUGAAUCUUUAUCACUCUUCAGAUUUCCCUUUGUGGGAUCAUCUGAGGGCAGCAGCACUUGGAAUUGUCUAGGCUGCCUCAGGGGUUUGAUGUCAGUUAUUCCAGAGGUCCUGGACACACAGAGGACAUCCAGAGGGUUUGGCCAACUGACUGACCGAACCUCAUGAUGGAUGUUCUUACCCAGAAAAAAGGGGUAUUGUGUAAAGUCUGGUUAUUUAUGGUUGUAUGUGUAAUUUGGAAUGUUUUGAUUUUGAUAUUACAUGCAUGUUACUUCAUGGCUUUUCAUGGCCAUAAAAUAAUUUCUAUACUUGAAGAUGAGAAAAAGAAUAGGCCUAUGGUUGCACGGUACUGCACACAGCUAUAUCUUUUCAGUCUCCUCUUUUGUGAUUUCUGUCCUUCAUGGUUUGCGAAAGCAUGACUCAGGCUUCUAGCUGGAGAUGAAAAGACUCUCUGUAGGUUGGAUGUUAUCUAUGUAAUAUCCUGUGAAUGGCCUGUUUUGGGCAUUAACCUCCAUACUAAACAGCCGUCAUACUCCCCAGGAUUUCUUUGUUGAAUCAUGUGUGUAUUAAGUGAAGUCAACCACCAGGGAGAUUCUGUGAAGGCACUUUCAAUAUGUGUUGGUAAAUACAAAUGGCUUAUCAACAUCAACCUUCCAAUCCCAACCGUUGGGAAAGGUUUAUGAACAUUAUGUAUUAUGUUCAUGUUGGGACGAAAUGACUUAUUUUCAAAAGAAACCACAUUUCUGGAUUUACGUGCCAAAUUCUUGUAAAUAUAAUUGAUCUGUGCUAGUCCAACUCUGAACACUCUUGUUUUCAUUUGUUCUUUUACAGUAAUGUAAAGGAGAUUUAUUUAUUGAAAAAAUAAAAUCUAAAUCUGCUUCUGUAUAAGUUUUGUGUAUGUUGGGGUAAGAUACAGAAGGUAAUUUCAGCCUUUAACUUCAAAUGAAGGUCGUAACAACAGUAGUUCUUGAUUCUUUUCUUGUAAUUGUGUUGUCAACUGCAGUCUCUAUCUUGCAAUCUUGCUUUGUGAUUAAACAAUCAUUAACACA